AUGUCGCAGACACUCGGUCUGACCAAGUUGGCCUACUCCCGGACAUGGCACCACAUCUCGGCCUCGGCACCACACCCUACGCUCUCGACACAACCUAAUGUGACGCCGCCGUCACUAGGCCGGCUCGCCUCGCGCAUCGCGACGAUUCUGUGCGGCAAGCACAAGCCGAUCUGGGACCCCUCGACCGACUGCGGCGACUACGUCGUCGUGACGAAUUGCGCGGCGCUGCACACAACGGGCAACAAGAAAUGGCAGAAGACGUACUACCGGCACAACACGCGGCCGGGCUCGCUGAAGCACGUCACCAUGGACGUCCUCAUGGCCAAGCACGGCGGCGCCGAGAUCCUGAGGAAGGCUGUCAGCGGCAUGCUGCCCAAGAACCGCCUGCGUGACAAGCGGCUGGCGCGGCUUAAGGCGUUCGAGGCCGACGCGCAUCCGUACAAGCAGAAUAUUGUCCGGUUCGGCGGCGUGCAGGUCGGCAAGGAGGGCUGGGAGGAUGCUGCGAGGGCGAUCAGAGAGGCUGGGUCGGAAAGGUUAUAG
Messenger RNA from Microdochium trichocladiopsis, 540 nucleotides. Its product is annotated as ribosomal protein L13. The record is from RefSeq and is a predicted model, not a curated record. Gene Ontology annotation, cellular component: mitochondrial large ribosomal subunit; ribosome. Bases 1 to 540 code for a protein of 179 amino acids. Gene Ontology annotation, molecular function: mRNA binding; structural constituent of ribosome. The transcript is spliced from 2 exons. NCBI's taxonomy places the organism in Eukaryota, Fungi, Ascomycota, Sordariomycetes, Xylariales, Microdochiaceae. Gene Ontology annotation, biological process: translation; negative regulation of translation.